AUGAGCGACGAUGAGUUUCCGAUCAUCAAUUUCUCGACCUCGAAGCACGUCGACAAGAAAACGCUUAGCCGCAUCCGAAGUCAUGCUCAGCAACACGUUCAGGACCAGAAAUCGACUCAGAGAGUGGGUAACGCUGGUGGCAACGAGGCUGUCAAUGCUGCGACGUCGAGGAACCAACUAGGCUUACACUUGGCGUUCGAAAAGAAGUCUGGAAAGGAAGUGCGACGACCUCAACGAAUUAAGUCUCGGCGCCGACAAGCAGAUGGUAGCCUAGCUCCGAAAGAUUGGUACGCACCACUUGGUACAUCGCCCUUGGCCAGACAGGAUCCAUUUGAUUCGUUCCCGAUACCUAUCGACGCGGAGCUCAUUGAUUUGUUCGAACAUUGCUACCUAGGCUGGCGCUUCCUUGCGGUGGCCUACAAUAUAUGUCGAGGAGACGAUGUCAAGACGAUGCUCUACGAAAGCAAAUGCAUGCAGCACGUCGCUUGCGAGGUUGGUAAAAUCGCCGCCUCCGCCAACCAGGGACAGCUCGAAACGUCACUAAGCCACUUGAACGCCUUAGCACUUCUGUCGCCGACGAUGAAAGACUGGGAAGGCACCGAAUAUGGUGCUCAUCUACAGUCCUGCGUGGUCAGCUUACUGAUAGCGAAUUGCAAUCGCUUGCCUGUAGUAGACGUCAGAGCCGCUGGAUUUGAGAUCCCACCACAAGCAGUUGUCCUCGAUCCCGCCGUCAGCGGACUCCUCACGCCUGAACUCACGGAUGCGAUACUGGCUUUGACAGCGGUAUACAAUACACGAGCACUUCUGGAACGAGGUCAAGAAGGUCAACCAGCAAAACCCGUCGGUCACACCCACACCGGCAAUCAGGCCUACGAGGGUCUCCGCACCGCCUUUCGACUUGCAAAGAUGGGCUUACGCGACAACAGCUUAAUUGCAGAAGACUACGAUUGGCAAGCAGCGUUUCAAGACUGUGUUCGGUACUGUGCGAUACUCUCUUCAUGGUCUUUCGGCAGCCGCAUCAUCAAAUGGGGCGACGCUGUCGCCCAAGCUCAUCGCCAGAAUCGACGAUACCUCACGCCGGAACUGCUACAAAUAGUACAGGAAGAGAGUGGGUACAGUCAAUCCAUGUAUGAUCUUUUACUGUGGAUGUUGACAGUCUUGGGCGUAUCGGCCGAUCAAGAAGGCAGAGAGUAUUAUGCAGCACUGGUGCGGAACAGCUUUCCAGCCGUAAGGAACAGAUCGUACGAGGAGGUCUUGAGACUUGAGGAAACACUUCCUUGGAUCGAUGUGAGGACAAGGGCGCUUGCUGAAGGCUUCUGGGAAGUCGUUGCACCGCAAGGAACGAUGGAGCAUGGCAAUGCUGCUUCGGCAGAUGCGCCUUAG
This is a messenger RNA of Fulvia fulva, 1383 nucleotides long. RefSeq lists its product as uncharacterized. The transcript is spliced from 4 exons. The coding region runs from base 1 to 1383 and encodes 460 amino acids. Lineage: Eukaryota; Fungi; Ascomycota; Dothideomycetes; Mycosphaerellales; Mycosphaerellaceae. The record is from RefSeq and is a predicted model, not a curated record.